UGCAUUGAAACAUUGAAAUGAAAAUAGGAAAGUGUAAAAUAUUGUAGGAGGACGUUUGAUAGAAACUUGUCUGCAGAAACCUGAUUGAAUUUAUUAAUAAUGUCUAACUACAGUUCUUAAGUUCUAGAAAGUUUGUGUCCCAAGGACAAGCGGGAAAUGACUUCUAAGAAAAGUUAAUCAAUUUUAGAAUGACUACUUCUCAGAGGUCAGUCUAUGUUGGGCUAGAAGAGAAGAUUUCGAAUAACAGUACCUUGGAAAGGUUUUUACACAAAGACAACACCAAGUGAAUUUUCUAAGCAUAGGUCUGAUAGAAAAAAUCUGUUAAAGAAAACUACCAUCGAAAAGUUUUGCACGGAACACAAUGUCUGGAUCUGCAGUUUAUGGUUACAAUAGGGAAGCAGUUCGAGUCAAAGUGAAGAAAUGUGAGAAAAAUGUACCACCCGAGACUCGUAAAUUUAGCGUUGAUCCGCAGAUUACCAGCUUGGAAGUUCUAUACUCUAUUUUGGCAAAAGCAUUCGAUUUGAAGACUGACUUCGGUAUUAGCUGUAAGGCACCGGAUCCAAAUGGUCAAGAAAAUUAUCUAGUCGUUCUCUCCGACUGGGAUUUGGAUGCAGCAUUUUUACGGGCGCAUAAUAUGUCAAUUGCAACAAAGAGUGAACCAUGCCUCUAUUUAAGAGUAGACAUAAAACCAUUUUCAGAAACGAUAGAAUGGGAUGGGUCGGGUAAUGUCGGAGGUAUUUCUCGAGAGUUGGCAUCGCUGCAACAAUCCAUUGGAGCAGGGCAGAAGUAUGUGCAAAACAGACUACCUGGAUUGAUCAUGAACCACAUGGAGAAGACUUUCUCGUUGGUUCAACGAGCUUUAAAUCUAACUGAAGAUCCGCUGAUGACUCAAACGCUUCGGCCGCCACUCUCCGAUGCAGAGUUCCGAACGUUUUGUGAUUCUGUUGGACAAAUAGUUGAGCCAGAGCAACUUCGGAAGGUCAUAUAUUUAGGCGGAAUCGAACCUAGCUUGCGAAGAGUUAUUUGGAAGCAUAUACUCAAUGUGUAUCCCGAUGGGAUGACUGGUAGAGAGCGAAUGGAUUACAUGAAAAAGAAAUCUGGUGAAUAUUUUAAAUUACGUGACGUAUGGCGAACAGCAGUUCAACAGGGUAAUAUCGCAGGCGAACUGGCCUAUGUUACGAGUAUGGUGCGAAAAGACGUUCUUCGCACUGAUCGGUUGCAUCCAUUUUACGCCGGUAGCGAUGAUAAUCAAAACAUUGCGUCACUAUUCAAUGUUCUCACAACUUACGCAUUAAACCAUCCAGCGGUUAGCUAUUGCCAGGGAAUGUCUGACAUUGCCUCACCUUUACUGGUUACUAUGGCGGAUGAAGCACAAGCAUAUAUAUGUUUUUGUGCCGUCAUGACAAGAAUGAGCUGCAAUUUUAUGUUGGAUGGAAUAGCGAUGACUUUAAAGUUCAAUCAUCUUUCCGAAGCACUGCAAUACUACGAUUCCGAUUUCUUUGCCUAUUUAAAAUUGCACCAAGCAGACGAUCUGCUUUUCUGUUAUCGGUGGCUGCUGCUGGAAAUGAAAAGAGAAUUUGCUUUCGAGGACUCAUUGCGAAUGUUGGAAGUUCUUUGGAGCUCGCUUCCAGCUAUGGCACCCAAAGAAGAAUUGGCUCUAUUUGAAAAAGAAUACACGGCUCUUCCUCCAGAAGAUGCGCAACCUAAAAGUCCUUCUAAAGUUAUACUAAGAACACCACGGGAAAAUCCGUACACUAAAGUGUGUGCCCUGAGAAGACAAAGUUCUGCACUUUCAUUAUGUUCCAGUACCAAUCCAAUAAGCAUUCGUGGCGCACCUGCGAAACUAGACGCUACGAAAAGAUUAAAUUUAAGUCUGGACGAAAAUAUUUCACGUGACAAAUUAUACUCCAACAAAGUUAUAAUGAAAGAACAUCAAAGUUUAGACGAAACAAAAAAUGCUUUAGUUAAACAGUGUAGAGUAUUUCGAAGUGUAGGAGAUGAUGACAUCCAAGAAGACAACCACCACGGAAUGGUUGAAGGUGAUACUGCUGACGGAGACGGAGAUAGUGAUAAUGUUUUCCAUUCUCCUCAGCAUGUGGAAACCGGCAAAAAUCCAUUUCUAGAUAGUUCCCCAGAGUCAACUACUCCAUUGGAACCCAUUGAAGUUAGCACACCAUCAGUGAGCUCUAGUUUGACCAACAACGCGGAUACAGUAAAAGAAGAUUCAACAACAAAAGACAAUACCGUACUUGCAAAUGAACCUCAGACGGCAUCAUCACAUACAGUAGUUAUUGAUAGCAAUGUGCGUAAAUCUCCCGUUAGUCGCACUAAGAGUUUGUUUUCCGCUGGAACGGGAAGCUUAAUUGCACGACAACUGACGAGUCAACGAAAUAAUAUCAGCACUACUGGUGGGGGACAUUUUAAAGAUUUGAAGGAUAAACUGGCAGCGAGCAAAAAAGGUAUUUUUGCCUCACGAAAUCAGUCGGAUGUUGAUGCAAAUUCAACACAGCCUGGAGAAGACGGGACGAAGCCUAGAUUAGUAAAAAAUUUCAACGAAUUCCUGAAUUUCGCAGCAAUGAAUCGAAGCCGAAUAAGCGACAGACUGAUCACAAAACGACUAGCAUCAUCGUUGGAUUCGACUGGAAGUAAUACUACACUCACAACGGGUUCCUCAAUUACCAUGGAUGAUGACUCGACUGAAACAAUCGAGUACGACGAACUGAAGCCAAAACCUCUUAUCAAACUUACCAAAUCAUCGUUUGAGGAUUCUGAUUCCUCCAGCAUAGGUGUGGCAGAUUCAACAGCGGCCAUUUCUCGAUCCAGUGAUAAUAGUAGCUUUAUAGUAGACGACAGUUCAGUGUCAGUGUCACCGACACAGCCAUUACAUGGACCAGAUACUGCUCAGAAUGACGAAGAAGAGAAAGGUCAAGGUGGUAGCAGUCCGGAUGACUCUCAAGAAUACUUCCCAAUGACAACUUCAAUGACCCGAGAGCUAAGGCUUGAAUUGGAGAAUCUAGAUCGUCACGUGUUCGGAACCGAUUUUCAUAAUCAACAACGAUUUUACACACUGAGUGGAUGUAUUGAGUUAGACACACCACCAGAAAGUGGAGAAUCGAUUACGAGUUUUGCUCAAACUCCACAAAUCAAUUAUCGAAAAUUGGAUCAAAACGGCUCAAUUGAUGCGAUGGAGAUACAAUCGAUUGAUAAUAUAAGUUAUCUGAAGGAGAUUGAAAAUGCUGAUGUGGUGCGGUACCGACAAAAAUCGAAACAGGUAAAUGAUAUCGAUGCUGACACUAGCAAAAGAAUUAGCACAUCAAGCACUAACGCUGAUGUGUUUGUAUGGGAGAAUCCACUUCAUCAGUGCGAGAGUCCACUAUCUACCGGUGGUGAGCUGUCGCAGGUCAGAGCUCCAACUACGGUCAUAGAACAAACGGCCACUACACCGGACGAGCAUCCAGAAUUGGAAUACGAUGGUGAAAUCAUAGUAGAAACUAUGGGUAAAAAGUCUAUUACACCUAUUCGGUUAGUCCGGCGAGUUGGUGAUCAAUCCAACAGUAAUUCGAAUCGCAAUUCAAUGGUACUCCCAGAUUCAGAUUCAGACGAUUUGCCGGAGCGCUCCCUAGCAGUCAAUUUUAAAUUUCACCCUAACAAUCCAUUCUAUGAUGCAAAUUCUAUCGAUCCGAUUGAACUAACUGACAAUUUGGCACUUGAGCCUUCACUGAACAUUCCAGCGAGCUCCAAUAUGACAUGCUCUAGUAAUUCGUUUGAAGAAGCAACCGAAGCCUCAAAGGUAGAUCUCGUCAUUCAGCAACCCUCUGUUAAUAUAGCAUCAAAUAUUGCCGUUCCUGAAUGUUUGGGUACGUUGAAAGUAGCCGGUGUUCUGCCUCCACCGCACGAAUUUGGAGGUGGAAAUCCGUUUCUUAUGUUCCUAUGUUUAACAAUUUUGCUACAACACCGAGAUUACGUGAUGAAGAGUGGAAUGGAUUAUAACGAAAUGGCGAUGCAUUUCGAUAAGAUGGUGAGAAAACAUAAUGUGGUGCGAGUUCUCAACCAAGCACGGCAAAUGUUUGCCGAGUAUCGAAGGUUGUAUCAUCAGCAGCAGCAACAAAGGAACAGCGCUGGUAGUGCCAGUAUGAGUAGUAGUAUGUAUGGGCGCCUAGGAACUACUUCUGCUACGCACGGGAAUAGUGCAUCACACCCCAGGCGAAAUACCACUAGCGGUGUGAUGUUUACGGCGUAGGUAAGGUAGUGGUUGGUACUAACUGUAAAUGGUAUGGAUGUAAUUCUAGUGGCGCCCUCUCAUAGAAACGAUACGAAGUUUCCGCCGAUCUGUUAGUAUGGUGGGCGAUGGAUUGUACAUAAACAACCACAAAGUUAUGAUCACGAUCACUUGGUUAAAUGCGAUAGCAAAUUUCGCGGUCUAGAGAUUCGUUCCGAGAUGCAUAAUGUCAGCCCUGCUUCUUCCAACGGCCAUUCCCCAUGAUCGUGUAGGACAUCCAAUCGGGUUCUUUGUGUCAAUGGAGACGUAGCACUAGUCACAUGCAAUGAUUCUGUACACUAAACAUUUGGCUGUGGAGAAGAAUGGAAAGAACAACUAUCGCAGACUAGCGUGAAUAUUUAUGAAAUCCUGCAUCUCUAAACCCGGAAAUAUGAAAAUUCUAAAUUCGUAAUUUAUUCAGAUUUGAUUUUCAUAAUUCCAUUUAGUGUGAAGAGCGAAUAGCGAAUUUUAGAAACACUAUCAUUAUCAAAAAAAAAACCUUUUUAUUCCAUUGUCAUAGCACAUCAUGAAGAUGCCCUGAAUUCUCAAACGAUUUGUAUUUCAGGAACAACAAUAAAUGGGAUUACUAGGACUCAGGAUUCAAGAUUAGUACAGAUAGUCAGUAUACAUCAGAUAAGUGAUCUCAUGAAUGAAAAUGUUCUGACAGUGAAAAUGGGACUUCCAAUGGGGUUUUUCAUUGAAUUUAUUUUCGCUUCAUUUACUCGGUUAUGUAGGAAUACUGAUUUUACGAUCAGUCGUACUGACAAUUAUCGAAUGACAGCUUCUUGUGGAUAGGAGAUUUCGUCAAAUGGGCAGAAAGAAGGGAGUACCAUGAACAGUAUAGUAUUAGAAAGAAAAAGAAGUUAUCGCAAGUUAACAAUGCUGUGAAAAAAUGAAAUUUUUCAACUUGUUUUAUGUGUGUAUCGAUAUUUCAUAAAUUUUAAAGAUCGACAGGAUUAAAUUGAUCAAUGUACUAGCAAUCUGUAGUGCCACUUAGAUUCAACAUGCGAAGUAGAUUCAAUGGCAUAUUCUAUUCGCCCUUAUUCUGAAUAACGUCGUAUCGUUUUUUCCCUCGUAUUUCAUUUGUAUUCCCAAUAACGCUAUCAAAAUCAAAGGUAGCUAUGAUUCGAUCGUACCACAUUCGAUCGAAAAAUCAAUACGUCGUUAUUCAGAAUAGGGGCGAUUGUCUUUCCAACUUUAAUCAGUAUAAUCGUUACAUGUUUGACAUUAUUCUAACCUCGAAUAAAAAAUGAUCUGUGCUAUCCCUGAUCGCAUGUUUACCCCAUGUUCCGGGAAAUAUCGUAUGCGCACGAAAUUGAAUUGCGAUUAUGUUUAGAAUUGAUAAAUUAGUAUAUCGAGGUUGUAUGAUUUCAGCGGUUGGAUGUUUCGUAAUGCAGUCUAAUACUAAUUUUUUAUAACAAACCUAAUCUUGCUCAACUUGCUUAGGAUAGAGCCGUCAACGGUGUGAUAGUAGAAACAUCGAGACCCUUAAACAAGUGGUAUUUAACAAAUGAAAGUUUCUGAAAUUGAGGUUAUAGUAUUACGUUUGGAAAGAAGAAGAAACACACCACCCGAUAGCAUAGUUCAUAGUAGAGAUUUUUCAAUACGUUCUAUGAACAUAUAAUUUUGUUAAUUAGGCGGUCUACAAUUCUUCAAAAUAGGUGUUGUAUAUGUUUCAACAUUCAGGAAAUCGAUUUCUGGUUAUUAUAAAAUUUCCAUCUGCAAUAUCUGUAAUUAUUAAAUAGAACCUGUCUCGCCAUUGACGGCUAUAAUCUACAUCUUUUUCUAUCGAAAUUAUUCACUUUUGGCAAUAUCUACGAACGCAAAGCACAGACAUACAUAAAGCAGUAAUGUCUAAAUUUAACAUCAAGCCUACAGUGAAAAUUAACAGUUACGCAGUUUAAGCUGAAAAUCGUUAAACUUGCCUCUUUAGAGUAGAAACAAGAACAAAGGAUAUUUACAUUUGGUAGUUUCCAAACAAUUGAUGAUAUAUUAGAUAGGAUUUGGACAGGCAAGUUCCAAAUUUAUUUUUGUAAACCCUGGUAGAAUUGUCACAAUGUACACUCCCAUGAUUCUAGAGUAUUGCUAUGAACAUCUCUGUGUAGCUUUGGAGUGCAGUACUCGUACUCUGCGAAAAGAUAAGAGCUUUUUUUUCGUUAAUAAAUAUGAUAGUCCUCACAUUUACAAAAAUAGAUUUUUGGUUCAAUUUAUCCUGUGAGAUUGUCACAUGUUUGACAUUGAUAUGUAUGGCUAAUCAAAAUCAUGUAUAAGAAACCUUUACCUACUUACUAGAAAAUAAAAGAAAUAAGGGCUUCAGUAUUAUUUGAAUUGGAAAAUCAUGAAUUUAAACUUCUCGCUAAUUUUGCCAAUACUUCGCCAAUUAUUAUUCAUUUUGAAAAUUGAAAGCUAAUGAUGAAAGUGAUAAAAUUUUGACCGAUAUUCAAAAUUAGAACGUUGAGAUGGAGUAAACAGAAUUCUAAUAUGAUGUCACAAUCCAAACAAUAGCACCGCCUCGCUUAACAAUUAAUCGUCGCUUUUAUUAGCUAAACAUGUGAAAAAAGAUCCAUGUUGACGAACAAUCUAAUCAUUCCAGUAAGAUAUAACAUUUUGCAAUCCUAUGUAGUAUAUUAAAAGGAUGCUCCUAGUGAGCAAACUAACGAAAAGAAUAUUUGGCACUUAUCAUUGUUUAAGCUUGGUGUAUUUCAAUUUUGGUAAAGAAAACGAUAAGUCGACGUCCUGAGUAUACAUACUUACUAAAGAACAAUACCUUAUUUCAUGUCAAGAACUAUUAUGGUAGAAAAGUCAUCGUGAAUCCAUAUUUUUAAAUUUUUUCCAUCAAAAGACUGCCGAUUGCACAAAAUCGACUAACAAACACAAGUGUGAUUCGUUUAAUGAAAUUUAGUUCUUUCCUUGUUCUCAGGCAUGGUUCCUAAUUACGGAAAGAAAAAAUUCCAACCGGAUCGUAGUCUUAGACCUCACAGUUGUAUAUCAGAACAUACGUUGCAUCGAUUAUUUGUUCUAGUAAUUAGAAUGUGAGGGCAUCUUUAAAAUAAGCAAUACUGUUGCAUCAAACAAACAAACAAACAAACAUUUAAACAUCCGAAAAAUGCUAAAUUUCAAAUAACACUGAUUUUAUACUAUACUUUUUCGUUGAUGAGGUAGCUGAUAUUUCCCGAAGUAUUAGUAUUUUAAUUCCGAGUGAUAAGUGUCCGUACUUCAAUUAAUUUUAAUUAUAGAUUAGACUAAGUGUAACUUAGGAAACCAGAAUGAGUUGUUUAGAGAGAACAUGACUAGAAGUACGUGAUUGCUGAACGCGCGAUAUCUUAGUUUGGGUUAUCUUGUAAUGCACGUGGAUGUUGGUAAAAAAAUUACAUUGAGGUAUAAAUAUAAAUUGAAAAGAAAAA
Molecule: messenger RNA, 7662 nt
Organism: Malaya genurostris
Lineage: Eukaryota; Metazoa; Arthropoda; Insecta; Diptera; Culicidae
Exons: 5
Coding region: 362-4240 (1292 amino acids)
Biological process (GO): regulation of autophagosome maturation; activation of GTPase activity
Cellular component (GO): autophagosome
Molecular function (GO): GTPase activator activity
Source: RefSeq, a predicted model, not a curated record